UUCUUUCUUUAUAAUCUGAGUGCUUCAGAGAUCUGUUCUCAGGCAUCAAAGUCAAACAUACCUUCAUUUCUCUUCUAGCUUGAAAGAUUUCUGGUUAAUCGUUGUACUGUCAGCCAGUCUUGGCCUUAACUCUUCUUAACCAAUUUUCCUUUUCGCAGAAUUCCAUAUUUUUUGCGUUUUUGGUAAACGAAGAAUUUACAAGACAUAAAAAGUUUUAAUUCAAUUUUUCUCUUCCCAAUUCGACCAGCGGUCAGCCGAGAACCAGAGUAUGCUACAUGACAAACCACAUGAAGUGUCCGCAUACUCCUGUCUCGGAUAUCAUCUUCUAGUAAAUGUAAACUGCAUGGAUUGUGGACGGAAAUUUUCAAAUAUCGUGUUUUGUUGCCUAAUCCAUGUUUCCAUUUCAUAAUUGCCCUCCACAGCCAAGAGAACUGCAGUGGUGAAUUCAACAUCUAUAAGCGAGAGGUCAACUUUUGUGACCUUGACAACGUCGAUGUUUUUGCCAACCAGGACGAGUGGAACCCGAACACUCCCGAGUACCUUCACCACUAAUCGCACUCUUGUCGUUAGCACUUCUGGAGGAGUUGAUAAAUCGAGUGUGAACAUUUCGUCUACCCCAAAAAGCACAACAACUACAUUCCUGUUAAGCUCAGACUCAUCACGUAGUCCUUUUCAAUUUUCGAGCGUGGUUCCAAGCUCUGUGUUGAGUCGUAGCUUGACGAAGUUACCAAACACGUCAGUUGUGACAGCGUCUGCAAGUUCUGAAGUUCGCUUGAAUUCCACCGCCCUUUCAAGAUCACAAGAAAGAUCUUCGGCCCUGACAAGUGCUGUUACGCGACUUGGGAAUUCGUCUGUCUCUCCUCAAAGAAGUUUCUCGUCUAACGCGACGCAAGUUAUGCUUUCUACACAAACAGUCUCAUCAACAGUAUUUGUGGCAAAUUCCUCGUUAGAUGUUCCCAGCUUAAGUAGAAGUGUCACCAAUACUUCUUCGUUCGUUCUGCCGAGCAGCAAAUCAAUUUUUCGUUCUGCCACCAUUUUGCUGCCCAACACAAGCAGUUUAGUAGCUGAUUCCAAAACAAGUGUUACAUUUUCUAGCGCUCUCACAUCUGCAGAAAGUAGUGUGAUGAACACGAGCAGUUUAAUUUCCACAGACAUUAGCACAGUCUUGAAGUCAACUUCUCUGCUAACCAGUGCCAUAUUUACGGGAAACAGAACAGUGAUAUCAACUACGGAAGUCAGCCUAACUACGACCACUCCCUUGUUGAACUCAAGUUUGGUUACGUCAACGUUGAAGUCACAAAACUUGACGACUGCUAUCAGCGCAAGUAGCAUCAUCAAGUCGAGCGAAGUGUUGCAAAAUUCAACAGCAGUGUUAAGUACAAUUGCGACUGUUUCUCCUAGCUCCAGUGCCCUUGUUAUGAGUUCUUCAUUUCUUCUGGCAAGUUCAACCUUUGGAAUUAACAGCACCCUAAUAGCCACGAUGAUACCAACCUCAGUCACAGUAACACCAAUCUCCAUCACGGUGGUACCAACAUCUGCUACAGUAAUACCAACCAGCUCACCAGUUCAAAAUGCGUCAAGCUUUACAAGAUCAGCGUCUUCAAGCUCUGUGAGUACACUAGAACUUUCACGGAGCACAAUGCAGACGGAAUUUAGCAUUCCUGUGAAUUCCACACAGAGUACACGCACGCUUUCACGUAGCACGCGUGUCCCGCACUCCAGCAGUAAAGUUUUCAAUGUCUCAAGCAAGAUUCCCAGUUCAGUCCAGCCGAGUGUCACAGUCAUACCCACAUCAAGACCUCAAGUGAACAGGAUCACCAGCAUUCUGAAAACCAGUGGUUUAACAACUGUCACGUCACACAACGCAACUGUAGUGACACUUAGAAGCACCCUAGUGAAAAUGAACUCUUCCACUGCACCAAGUUAUACAACUGUUGGAGCAAGAAUGACUUCUGUUAGAUUUUCGUCACCGCAAAUCAAGAGCACUGCAAGCACACUGAGUAACGCUUCAGCUGUCACGCUCUCAAAGCGAAGCACGGUUGUAGUUACAAAUUCCAUUUUUGUAGGAUCAUCGUUAAGUUCUGAAGGCACGCAAGCCAAUUCCAUGGUUAAUACAAGUUUGUCGAUGACAUCAAAGAGCUCGGUUGUCACUCAAAGGAGUAGUUCAGAUGUGAUUCAGAGUAGCAGAACUGUUUCUCAAAGUACUUCAAUCAACCGCAUUGUCACACCACCUCGUGUCUCCUAUUCGUCAGUCAAAGUCACGCCUUCAUCCUCAGCUGUUUCUACAGUGCGGCCAUCAGAACUUUAUUCUUCGUCUGUAAUAGGUUCAUUAAAGACAAACACUAGUACAGUAUCAACCGUGACAUCAAGAGUGAUGAUAACCGUGACAUCCCUAGCAGCGCCAAGCGUGACUUCUGAUGUGACAUCAAGGGUGAUCAAGAGUCACGCUUCUAGUUCCCAAACAGAGUUGAUUGUCACGACACUCCUCUCCAAAACAUCCUCAGUCACUGUUGUGUCCACCAUUCCACAAUCGAUUUCGCUACUGUUUUCUUCGCUAGGGUCGACAGCGACAUCAAUUUUCAGCGUGAUACAAUCCUCCAAUCAGCUGUCUUUGAAGACAGCGUUACCGUCACGAAGUCUGACCGUGGCUACUCUAGCCUAUGAAUCGGCAAGUUCAAGAACUUCAUCAGCCGCAAGACUACUGACUUCAAGUCCACGGAUCUCAACACCUCUGGAUAAAACAACAAAGAUGACAACAGCAAAAGAGGUCUAUACCUCAAGAGAGACAAGCAAAGCAUUCCCUUCUACAACCCUGGAGACCUCGACCCGUAGAAUAACCUCGAUGACAUACAAAUCGGCAACUUUCUCAUCUCCUUUCUUGGAGAAAUCCACUGUUUUAAGCCGCUUUCCGACGAUCUCAUUAAGUACAAUUUCUUUUUCUUCAAGUAAGUCUGGCGUCAUUCUAAACAGCUCUUAUAGAAGCUAUUCCAGUUUUAGUUCUGUAAAAUUGCCAAGUUUCAUUACAUCCGGGACUUUCAUCAGUACUGCCUCGCUUCCAUUAUCGCGCGUUAGUCUCACCCGUCACGUCACCUUUUCUCGUAUCACCAAAUCACGAAAUCUUCUGUCACGCUCACGAUUCUCCACUUCACUUCUUUCUACUCCAAGAGAACUGCAGUGGUGA
Molecule: messenger RNA, 3181 nt
Organism: Orbicella faveolata
Lineage: Eukaryota; Metazoa; Cnidaria; Anthozoa; Scleractinia; Merulinidae
Biological process (GO): nerve development; muscle attachment; morphogenesis of an epithelium
Cellular component (GO): dystrophin-associated glycoprotein complex; sarcolemma; dystroglycan complex
Molecular function (GO): laminin binding; calcium ion binding
Source: RefSeq, a predicted model, not a curated record